This is a messenger RNA of Bactrocera oleae (olive fruit fly), 1702 nucleotides long. RefSeq names its product Cellular retinaldehyde binding protein (gene Cralbp). Gene Ontology annotation, molecular function: phosphatidylinositol bisphosphate binding. Gene Ontology annotation, cellular component: membrane. Lineage: Eukaryota; Metazoa; Arthropoda; Insecta; Diptera; Tephritidae. The record is from RefSeq and is a predicted model, not a curated record.
UUGCUGCUGCGGGAGUUUAGUGCCAUCAAAGCGUUUGCGCAGCAGCCGCAAUUCAUUCCGCACUUGGCAGUCGGGCGACACAGACGUUUCGUUGGUUUCGAAUCGAACAAAAGCGCUUAAUUCGGAUAGUUACUUACAGAUUGUUAAAAAAAAACUUAUAAACAAAGUGUAUUUAGCCCACCGUCCGAGCGAACGAAGUCAGGGAGCUUUUUUCUGUUGAGCUAACUGAAUAUUUUUUCAAUUCGUUGGUGAUUUUGAGUUUGAAAACAAAUAAUAGAGUUAUUUCCCCAGAGUGUGCUUAAUUUUGACUACUUAACCAUGAAGGAAACGAUUGAACAACUGGCAGGUUCGGAGCUAACGGAAAAUAUGCUAAAGAUUGCGAAACGCGAACUGCGUGAAGAUAAAUGCUCGCGUGAACAAAGCUUGGAACAAAUGCGCAACUGGGUACUUAAACACGAAGACUUACGAAAUGUACGACUCGACGAUCAAUUUCUACUACGUUUCCUGCGUUGCAAGAAGUUCAGCGUCCCUAUGGCCCAACAAACACUACUCAAAUACCUGAAUGUACGACGCACUUUCCCGCAUAUGAGCACACAGUUAGACUUUCUAGAUCAAAAGUUGAAUGACAUUAUUAGCAGCGGUUACAUUUUUGCCUCACCGAAUCGUGACAAGCACGGACGUCGUAUUGUGGUAAUCAACGCCAAAGGCUUCAAUGCAAAGAUCUACAACAGUAGUGAUCAAGGGCGUGCACAUUUCCUCACCUACGAGUGUCUCAUGGAAGAUCAAGCUACACAAAUUUGUGGACUUGUUCACGUCGGUGACUUUUCCGGCGUCACCACAACACACGUGACCAAUUGGAAUCCUACCGAAUUUGCGCGCGUCUUCAAGUGGAGCGAACAAUCGCUACCGUUGCGACACAAAGAGAUACACUUGGUGAAUGUGCCGGCGACGCUGAAAUGGUUGAUCGAUUUCGUUAAGGGGCGUGUCAGUUCAAAAAUACGCAACCGCCUCACUCUCUAUACACAAGACAAAGAAUUGGGGAAACAUGUUGAUCCAGCUUGCCUGCCACAAGAAUUGGGUGGUCAAAUACCGCUCAAAGCGAUGGUUGAACUUUGGAAAGCGGAAUUGCUCGCCAAACGCGAGACUAUACUCAACUUGGAUAAGAUUGCGCUGUUAAGCGAUCGCGACAUCUUGCGCAAAAGAAAUUACAGUACCGAGAAGACUAGCAACGGCAUGAAUUUCGUGUCGCAGAUCGAGCCAAUCGAGGGCAGUUUUCGAAAACUGGAGUUCGAUUAAGUUUCAAAAAGUAGUGGGUUAUAUGUUUCAAAACGAAAGAGAUGAGAUGGGAGACGAAUGAGCCAAGCUCACAGGUGCUGUGUUGAUGUGCGUGUUGUGUUAAUUUACAUUACUUAAUGUUUAAGUUUAAGAGUUUACGAAGAGCAAGCAAUUAUAAACGAUUUAGCUGGCGGGCGUAGAAAUGAACGGUCUUGUGAAACGAACGCUUCAUUUGGUGGCUUUGUUUAGUAUUACAUAUAGAAAGUACGUGUAAAGACAAUUGACUUAUACAUACAUACAUGUAUGUAUAUACAUAUAUUUAUACGAGCGUAUAGUGUUAUAUAUACUUUAAAUACAAAUACAAUGCUUCGUGCUUUUGUGUAACUGCGUAAUGGCUAAAUAAAUCAUUUGCUUACUUUUUAAAUAA